AACUCGACAGCCCGCAGCCCGAAGCCCUAUGCCAAAGCCAACGCCAAGCCCAGCGCCUGAGCGAAAGUAAUAUCAAAAUUAGCUAAGAAGAGAAACUGGAUGUGUUAUUGUAAAUAUCCAUUGAUCAAGGAGCAGAUGAUAUACUAAGUAAUCAUGCCACCAGGUAAAAAAACGGGAAGACCUCCGGGCUCUAAGAAUAAAAAGGCUACUUUUAAAAAUAAAUGCAAUUACUGUUCCAUUGUACUGAAAUGCAGGAGUGAUAUGUUGAAACAUUUACGUGUAUGCAGUCAGAAGAAGCUAGCUAAACAUAGGGAUCUUGAUCCCAAAAAGGCCGUGUACAGCUGCACACAAUGCACCAAGAAGUUCAGGUUUGAGAAUAGUUUUACCAAACAUCUAAAGAUGGAGCAUUCCAAGCUCCAAACUGCAGUGGGCUGCAAGCAAUGUAAUGUCCGCUGCCCAAACCAGAGAGCCCUUAAAGAGCACAUUGCUAAUGUGCAUGAGCGGGAGAUAUUUGAGUGUGAGCAUUGCAAGAAGCAGUUUGUCAGACGGGCCCAUGUGUUACGCCACAUUGCUCAAAAAGGCUGUGAUGGAUCAGGAGUUAAAAUGUUCCCUUGUGAAAUUUGCAACGCCUCAUUCACACGCAAAGACAACUUGAUAGUUCACCUCCGAUUGCAGCACAUCAACAAGAACAAUUUCCAUUGCAAACACUGCACCUACCACACCAAGAACUUCUCCAAGCUGAUCAUUCACACCCAGAAGAAUCACUUAGAUCCAAAAAACUAUUUUGAGUGUGAUCACUGUAGCAAAGUGACGAGCUCUAGGGCUGCUAUGGCCAAGCAUUUAGAAAUCCAUGGAGAAAAGAAAUAUGAAUGUGAUGUGUGUGGCUACGCAACUUACACGAUAGAGGUGAUCCGUCGUCACGUGCUCAUCCACGUGGAGGACAAGCCGUACAAGUGCGCGAUCUGCGGCCAGUCGUACAUCCAGCGCUCGCAGCUGCAGCGCCACCUGGUGAAGCACACAGGCAACAUGUGCGGCAAGUGCGGGGGCACCUUCAGCUCCAAAGCCAGCUUGAUAAUCCACCAGCGCGAGCACCUGGGGCUGGAUAAGCUGUUGUGCCCAUACGAAGACUGCUCGUACUCCAAGAAGGAGUUCAGCAGCGAAGCGAGCCUCACCAAUCAUGUCAAGACUCAUUUAGAUGAAAAACCGUUCCAAUGCGCCGUGUGCAAGAAGCGGUUCCACAACGAGAUCAACCAGCGGCGGCACGUGCUGACGCACCAGCUGGACCGGCCGCGGCGCUGCAUGUACUGCGUGAACGCGCGCGCCUACGUGCGCGGCGAGCAGCUCGUCAAGCACGUGCGCAAGUGCCACCCCGACCUGUUCCGCGCGCACCUGCAGCACGUGCGCCGCGUGCUGGGCACAAGCAACAAGAUAGACCGGGUGAAGAAAUCGGAAUUGGACUCGAUCCUGAACGUGCUGGACGCGGAGUCGGAGCGGAUCCUGCAGGGCUACGGCGAGGGCGUGCUGUACGGCGGCGUCCAAGACGUGGAGCCCGACGAGAUCGAGCUGCCGCUCAAGAUUGAAAAGACUGAAAAUCCUCUGAUGUCGGAAGAGGAGUUAGCCGAGAGCCUGAAGAAGUUGCUGACGCAGCUCAUCGAUAUAGAGAAGCUGGAGUGCUUCGGCUGGCCCGACGAGAGCGUCGACCUGGUCCUAGAAAAGGUGAUAGAGCAAUGCGGCGCGCGCGCCGCCGACCGCUUGCGCUGGACGCGCGUGCAGCGCCUGCGCGAGAACACCAAGCAGCUGUUCCUGUACGUCAUCGAGGACGCCAACAUCGCGCGCAUGCUCGACACGCACACCAUCGACCAGAUCGUCAAGCACAUCCUCACGCAGGUCGCCGACACCGACGCCACGGAAAUAUAG
This is a messenger RNA of Cydia amplana, 1917 nucleotides long. RefSeq names its product zinc finger protein 3-like. The transcript is spliced from 10 exons. The record is from RefSeq and is a predicted model, not a curated record. Gene Ontology annotation, molecular function: DNA-binding transcription factor activity, RNA polymerase II-specific; RNA polymerase II transcription regulatory region sequence-specific DNA binding. Gene Ontology annotation, cellular component: nucleus. Gene Ontology annotation, biological process: regulation of transcription by RNA polymerase II. Lineage: Eukaryota; Metazoa; Arthropoda; Insecta; Lepidoptera; Tortricidae. Bases 154 to 1917 code for a protein of 587 amino acids.